AUGUCGGAGAAGGAAACUGAGAAGGCCAAGAAAUUACGAAUUCUCAAGGCCUACUGUGACACGCAAAUCAAAAAAGUGUCUGAUGGGUCCGAGGCCAUUUGUUUCCCGGACUUGAUCCAGACUUGGAGCUUUGCAGACACUAGCAAUCAUGAAAGUCUGCUUGUGGUGGUUCCUUCUAUACUUGCGAUAUUUCUAAAGACGAUAUCGACUCAGCUGGACUUUCGCGACUUCGGCAUUGCACUGUGCAAGUAUCUGUUGCAAAAGGAUCAGCUGAAGCUUUUCAAUCGCAGUUUGACCUCUACCAAGGCCAAAGAGCAUCUGAUAUCACCCUGCAUUCGUCUUCUCACGGAGAUUGUGAGCUUUGAUGGCGGGGCCGUGGCGCGACUCGUCUAUUCAAAGCGCGAAAUCACUUUUAAGCGUCUUGACGUCUUUCUCACCCCGAACAAGGCGCAGACUGAGGAGGCCUUGGACGAGUCAAGAAAGUCCACGCUGAGACGCAAUACUCAGCGCUACGUCCUUGCGAAUUUUAGGUUUCAGCAUGCUGCGGCCAAGAGAGAGUUCGUUGAACAGCACAAAGUCAUCAGAGCGUUCCUGGAGCAUAUCAGACGAGAUUCUCGUGACAUUGUUCUUGACAUUAUCAAAGCGAUUGAUCGAGACAUCGCCCAAGACUCUUCUCUUCCUCGGAGCACAAAGACGAAGUUCUUCAAUCGAUGGAACUUGGAGCGACUCGUAACCCUGUAUGGAUACGACAGGGACUCUGAUGCGCCAGAGUCAGAAACCUUGUCUAUUGCAAAGGAGAUACACAAGCUUCUGACCAAGGUCUGCACGGUUUCAGAAAUGGGAGUUCUAUUGCCCCAGACUGGUUGGUAUCCUCCGGGGAGCGAUCCGGAUGCCUUGUUAACCGAGGAUGAUGGCUCUAUUGAACUGGGGUUGGAUUCUCCCGUCUAUCUGGACAAAUACAGGGACAGUGUUCCAGUGCGCAAUGGGACUCUGUCGUCGCUCAUCCAAGUACUCCGUCCGGAGUCUGAUACGCUUCAAACCGAGCUUCUAUUGACGAUCUUCAAGGCCGCCCCGGAACUUGUUGCGGACUUCUUUACCAAGCGAACCAUGUUCACCUCUGAUCCAAAGGCUACACCAUCCUGGCUGGGCGAAUCUGCGUUCUUAUUCUCCACUGUCCAGCUUCCCGUUCCAGCCAACUGCGGCUGGAAAGAGAAAGUUCCUGCCAUGCCGCCACCGAUUUCGGUCGUCAUAGAAAACAUUCUGCCCCGUCCUCUCACUCAGAAAACCCUAUCAAGGUGUCUGAACCAGAAUACGGACAACGUCAUUACUCUUUUUGCGGUCCGCAUUCUGACGGUCGCUUUCCGGAAGCUCCAGGCUGUCCUGAAAAUAUUUAACUCUGAUCAUGGAAUUGGUCAAUCAUUCUGGAAUCAAGCCUCGGCCAAGCUAAUCGCGGAAUUCUGCCGUCGCUGUCCUCCGAUGAAAGACGCGGUUCUCACAUUUAAACGAACACCCAAGGAGGACCUGCAACAGCGAGAUGCAGUUAUGGAACUAUUGUGCAUGUUCUACGAAACAGUGCCAUCCAUCGCCUUUGAAGAGAAUUUCGAUGUGACGUUGAUUCUAGUAGACGUCCUACAUCAGCUAGAAAAGCCCGAGCUUUCAGCGGACGAUUCCGAACUGCUGUUGAGCCUGUUGCAGAACAUUUUGAAAAUUGCUCACGUUUCAGCGUCCAUGCGUUGGUGGCAACAACCUGAUCUUUCGGGCAUGUUUGGUGAUCUUCCCACCGAAGACAAGAACCACGCGGCACUACACAAAUGGGAACAUGAUGAAAUCGAUGUGGCGAUCGAGAAAGGCCGCAUCAGGGACUUGAUGCUCUGCCUGUGCUCUGAGCACGAGGAGGUCAGGCGGCAGGCGUUUGUGGGCGUUUCCCGUUUCAUGGCUAAACUCAAGGAAUCAAAUUACUCUGAGUGGCGAUCAAUCUAUAUCUUAUCGGGCGAGUUCCUGGAGACGGCGAACCAUGUGGGAUUUCAAACGCCGCUUCCCUGGAUUGCCGGUGAAUGCGCUGCGAGCUGCUUGAUGGUCUUAACUGAUCCGCUGCACAAGAUGUAUGGAAAGGUCAACAAGUUCCUUCAGAAACGACCGUCCUGGGAGAUCGGGAAGAUCCCAUCUUACUGGAUCGACAAGAUCCUGUUGAACGAACCCGAGUACGAUGACGGCUAUGUUGACGAGAUCACCUGGCUUCUGGAUCUGUUCGUGGGGGGCCUUCGGACUGCCCAGGAUUUGGACAUCUACCGUCGAGCCAACGUCUUCGAGCGGAUCCUCUCCCUCUACAACUCGCCGACGCUAAACGCAUCGCUGAAGAAGAAGAUCUUGCAUCUUGUUUUCCGCGCCACUCAGGUGGGAGGAGGGUCAACACUCAUUACGAGGGCGGCGGCUAUCAGCUGGGUCCGGGGCCAGAUGGCGGGUUCUGAUCCCCAUAGUGCCAUCAUGUCGGAGCUGACCAGGGCCAUCUACGACUCGAGUGACCACGAACGUGUUGACAAGUGGAGUGGCGCAUCCAUCCCACGCCUCGUAGAACAGAUAGGAAGUUAG
Molecule: messenger RNA, 2589 nt
Organism: Rasamsonia emersonii CBS 393.64
Lineage: Eukaryota; Fungi; Ascomycota; Eurotiomycetes; Eurotiales; Trichocomaceae
Product: Ribosome biogenesis protein Urb1
Exons: 5
Coding region: 1-2589 (862 amino acids)
Biological process (GO): maturation of LSU-rRNA from tricistronic rRNA transcript (SSU-rRNA, 5.8S rRNA, LSU-rRNA); maturation of 5.8S rRNA from tricistronic rRNA transcript (SSU-rRNA, 5.8S rRNA, LSU-rRNA)
Cellular component (GO): nucleolus
Source: RefSeq, a predicted model, not a curated record